This is a messenger RNA of Blastomyces dermatitidis ER-3, 3945 nucleotides long. Its product is annotated as ribosomal DNA transcription factor Rrn3. The coding region runs from base 820 to 3114 and encodes 764 amino acids. Gene Ontology annotation, molecular function: RNA polymerase I general transcription initiation factor activity; RNA polymerase I core binding. The record is from RefSeq and is a predicted model, not a curated record. The transcript has 2 exons. Lineage: Eukaryota; Fungi; Ascomycota; Eurotiomycetes; Onygenales; Ajellomycetaceae. Gene Ontology annotation, cellular component: nucleus. Gene Ontology annotation, biological process: transcription initiation at RNA polymerase I promoter.
AAAAUAUUUCUUUGGUUGCCACGACCAAACCUCCAAACGAAGUGGAAGCCCACCAAACACCGGCGACGAAGAGAUAAACCCUCCCUCCCCUCCUAUUCCUGUCCAUUUAUUUUUUAUUUUUUUAUUUUUUUUCAUUUUUCAUCUUUUAUUUUUUAGCUGGAUUUCUCAAUCCCUCAUCUCUUCAUGUCACAUACACUUCACUAUCUAACCAUCGGAACUGGAGGGGGAAUAAAACGAAAAUAAUAUGAUUUGCUUAUUGCCAUUUCUCAAGUAAAGCUCCUCCUCUACUCUCUCCUCCCACGGGUCUUCUCGACAUCUCUGGAUAUUCGCGAAUCCCAGGAAAAGGAGGCAGAAUAAAUAAAUUAAAUCUUUUGUGUACAAAAUAUAAAAAUCAUAUUAAAUCGGGAAAAGGAAAGGAACGAGGAACAAGGACACUUCGGAAGAGCGGGGCGUUUGGUUUUUUUUUUUUUUUUUUUUUUUUUUUUUUCUGCCUGCAGCUAAUUGUUGCUCUCGUCUGUCACACAUUCACUCCUAUCCCAGCCUUUUGAUAUACAUUGGACUUCAAAUUCUGAUCUCCAUCACUGGAGGUGGAGGGGGGUGUGUGUUGUGUCCGUCCGGUUGCGAGUUGUUAAAUAGACGGCUUGCAUCCCUACUUAUUUUUCACCGCGGUUCAUUUCCAUCCCUAUUUAACGGCGAAACCGCUACUCUGGGCAAGAUCAAUCAUACCAACUCCCCGCCUAGCUAUAGGCAUCAUAGCGACACGCACAAAGACCAGCAACCAACAGGAGACAGGAGAGGAGAAAAAAAUAGCCCACUGAAAUGGUCUCUGCAGUUCCCGUCCUCCUUGCUCCGACUGCGGUGAACCCAAGAGCAAUGCCAACCCCUUCGUCGAAGCUGAAACCUUCAAAGUCUAUCCUCAAAACCUCUACGUCCAUACCCGCUACGAGCACAAUUGGCCAAAAGCGCAAGAGGGUCGAGAUGGAUAUGUCGUCGGGCAGCAUUUCGGACUUGGGGAUUUCAUCUGAUGAUCUGGACGACGAGGAGCAGGGCGGCACCAGUCCUGUGACAAUCCCUUCUUCCCCCGCGAAGAAACGGGCGCGCGUCACGUUUGAGAUGGAUAUGCCGAAUACGAAUCACCGACAGCAGCGGCGGGAUGAAGAGGCGGAGCAGCGCGGUAUUGGUAGUAAUAAUCCUGGAGCUGGAGCUGGUGCUGCCGCUGCCGCUGCGGAGAAAGGCACAGCGAUGGUGCGCGAGGAGGUCCGUCGAGCCAUCCAGCGCCAUUUGAUGGGCGACAGCGAGGCGUAUGACCGCGUCAAGGAGAUAUUUACGGCGGAUCCCAAGGAGCUGGAGGAUGAUGGGUCGCCUGUGUAUGACCUGCCGUCUCCGACGUCGUUGAGGAAUCACUUGCUGGGUCUGUUUUCGAACGUGUCGGCGCUGGAUGGGAGCUGUAGUGGGCUUGUGCAUGCGGUGUUGGGGAGCGAGUGGCUUGGGAGAGACGAGGGUUACGUUAAGCUCUUUGUGAGGUUUUUGGGCACGUUGGCGGCGGCUAGGGGGACGUACUUGAAUUCUGUGCUGAGGGUUUUGGUGCAUGGGUUGAGGCAGGUUGGUCCUCGUGUUGGAAAGCUGCCCGGAUAUCCCGUUGUGUACCCGUCGGAGAUCUACGCUAGAGUUCACAUGGCCAUUAGAUAUAUCAUUCAGCUUAUCCCCGCCGGUAGCGGUGCUUUGUCGCCUCUGAUUGCGUCCAGCUUCCCCUAUGAUACGGACACCGCGAAGGCGCAUAUCGUGUAUACGCGGAAUAUCAUCAAAAUCAUUGACUACGCCCCCGAACUACGUUCGGAUAUCCUUGCUCUCGUCACGGAAAAGCUCGUGAAGAUUGAUGUACAGUUCCAGGUGGAUUUGGAGGAUGCAGAUGAGGAUAUUGAUGAUGACAACCCCAUCGCAAUGUCUUCGCCGGAAGCAAUAGCAUUAGGCGAUGAAUACGACGAUGAGGAUUCGGAUACGGAGACGAUUGCCAGUGAGGACGACGAUCUAAGCGAUAUCGAAGCUCAACGCGCCAAACAACGAGUAGACACGAAGCAAAAGAUCGACUUCAUGAUCGACAUUCUAUUUGAAUACUACUCCGUACCUUUCAACUAUGGCACAGUCGACGAAAAAGAGACUGCCAACGACCUCCUCCUUUCACACUUCCAAACCAUAAUCCUCCCCACCUACCGCUCCCGCCACACCCAAUUCCUUCUAUUCCACUAUUCGCAAUCCUCUCCAAUCUUCAUCGACCGCUUCGCCACCACCUGCGUGCAGAUCAUCUUCUCCAAAUCCCAACCAACCAUCAUCCGCCAAUAUGCUGCCGCAUAUCUCGCCAGUUUCGUCGCCCGAGGCGCCCACGUCUCCAGCGAAGUCGUCCGCGACGUCUUCGACCUGCUCGGCACACAUCUCAAAAACCUCCAGAACGAAUACGAACCCACCUGCCGAGGGCCCGACCUGAAACGCUACGGCCCUUUCUACUCCACCGCCCAAGCCCUCCUCUACAUCUUCUGCUUCCGCUGGCGCGACCUCACCACCGCCGCGCUAGAAGCCGACAUCACCAUCACCCCAGCCUCCUCAGACUGGCUAGACAACCUCGACCUCGACGACGCCCGCUUCCCGCCGCAGAUCAAAGACGUCCUCCACCCGGCCAUCAACUCGAAACUCAACCCCCUCAAAAUCUGCUCGCCCGCCAUCGUCUCCGAGUUCGCCCGCCUAACCCACCACCUCGGCUUCAUGUACCUCUACUCCCUCAUCGAGACGAACAAGCGGGUCCGCAUCUCCUCGUUCCGCAGCCUGACGGCGCUGGCGAUGGAGUCGCGCUUCGGCCACGUGGAGCGCGAGACCAAAGCGGAUGACGACAUGGGCCCGCAGCUCGAUGCGUAUUUCCCGUUCGACCCGUAUCAUCUGCCCAGGAGCCGGCGGUGGGUUGUCGGUGAUUAUUUGGAGUGGAGGGGGAUUCCUGGGGUGGAUGAUCGGGAGGAUGAGGAUGAGUUUGAUGAUGAUGAGACGUCGGAUGCGAGUUUUACGGGGGAUGAAGGGGCGGAUAGUGAGGAGGAGGGGGGGACGGGGACGGGGACGGAUGAAGAUUGAAAUUAUUUUAUUGGCUGAUUUUAUGUUAUGAUUCUCUUCCGCCCUUUGAUGUAAAGAGGGAGGGGUUGAUUGAAACCUUGCAUUACUUUAUAAUGGAGGCAAAAAUAUGAAAGACGACAUGGCACGCAUUGGACAUUUCUAGGAAGGUUUUGCUUGCUUUGGUUGGGUUUGUUUAUUAUUAUUAAUUUUUUUUUUCUGCUUUAUCCUCUCUGGAUUUAUUUACAGCCUCUUUUUAACCCUAUUUCCCUCUGUAUUUUAGCGACUCUUUUUGUUUUUUUUUUUUUUCCCGCGAUAUUUCUUGUUUACUCAAACAUCUAUUCCAGUCUCAUUGGCCUUGUGUUAUCCAUUUCUCUUUUAUUUAUCUUUUGUGGGAGGGGAACAGUCCCCUUUUCAUUGGUUUAUGUCCUUUUAAGUCAUGGCAUCAUGGCAUCAUGAGCAAAUAGCCUGGCUGGGAACAGAUGAAUGCACCUCUUUAUGAACUUUUACAAAAAGAAUCGCAAGUUAUACCUUCUUUUUUUCAAAGAAUAUGAUUUAAUAUAUUAUUUUUUACCAUUUAUCAACUGUCAACUCCUGCUAUCUCAAACUAAACAUACUGUACAUAAUAUACAUACAUACGCAACGGGUAAAAUAAUUAAUCAAACGAACGAACCCAACCUAGGCUCAAAAUCCCUCCCUCUCUGCAUCUCCCCUCUCAUUUUCGUUUCAAUCCCCAAACAAGUUAUUCCUAAUCUCCUAGGCCAGUCGGACUGAAAAGGAGAAACAAUUAAGGGUACCCAGGUCGCCAGGGAAAGAGUAAGAAAACCGAGAAUGAAGUAAAGGAGUCAAAGAAAA